Stylophora pistillata is the source of this 528-nucleotide messenger RNA. RefSeq names its product DBH-like monooxygenase protein 2 homolog. Gene Ontology annotation, molecular function: copper ion binding; dopamine beta-monooxygenase activity. Gene Ontology annotation, cellular component: secretory granule membrane. Gene Ontology annotation, biological process: dopamine catabolic process; octopamine biosynthetic process; norepinephrine biosynthetic process. NCBI's taxonomy places the organism in Eukaryota, Metazoa, Cnidaria, Anthozoa, Scleractinia, Pocilloporidae. The record is from RefSeq and is a predicted model, not a curated record.
AGACACGAAGGGAGAAUGCAUUUGCCACUGCUGUGUAGUUUAUGGCUUUUUGCUUCCUCUUCUUCAAGCAUUGUGUACUCAAAGAACGAAAAUUUAAAUGAAGGUAGUUACUUAGUCGAUUGGGAGUACGAAAACAAUACAGAAACCUUUUAUUUUAAAGUGAGGGUAAAAGCUACAGGCUGGAUUGGAUUUGGCGUAUCGAGAUUGUUGUGGCCCGACAACGAAAUCUUAGCGUGGAAUUACAAUUCCAUGCGGUAUUACGAUGUUCUUGUUGGCGGUGUUGACGGUAGUGGAAAUAUGUAUUUCAAGGAUCUUAUGACAAAUGGACAUAUGCUUCCAAAAGAAGAUGAACACCAAGACUGGAGUAUCACAAAUAUUACUGAAAGUAACGGUACUACAACAAUGGAAUUCUCUCGGAAGAAAAAUACAGGUGAUGCUGUAGGUGACAAUGUCAUUGAGCCUGGUUGGAGAAGAGAGAGAGAGAGAGACCAUGACAGUGAUGAUUAUGAUACAUCUAGGAGCACUUAG